This is a messenger RNA of Harpia harpyja (harpy eagle), 720 nucleotides long. It is a transcript of the gene STK33, whose product is annotated as serine/threonine kinase 33. The transcript is spliced from 7 exons. The coding region runs from base 1 to 720 and encodes 239 amino acids. NCBI's taxonomy places the organism in Eukaryota, Metazoa, Chordata, Aves, Accipitriformes, Accipitridae. Gene Ontology annotation, biological process: protein phosphorylation. Gene Ontology annotation, molecular function: protein kinase activity; ATP binding. The record is from RefSeq and is a predicted model, not a curated record.
AUGCUUUUGUUUAGGCUUCCAGUAGUACAGAAUAUUGUUCACAGCGAUCUAAAACUGGAAAACAUUUUAGUUAAAAGCAGUGACAUCGGUGAAGCAAAUGAAAUGAAAUUAAACAUAAAGGUGGCUGACUUCACUUUAGCUUUACAAAAACCUGGUGGUAGUGAGAGCAUGUUUCAGUCUAUCUGUGGGACUCCUAUAUACAUGGCCCCUGAAGUGAUCAGUGCCUAUGACUACAGCCAACAGUGUGACAUUUGGAGCAUAGGUGUCAUUAUGUACAUGCUGGUGAAACACAUGUUAUCCAGAGAUCAUGUCUUAACGAAGGAAUUAAAGAAGGAAUGGAAUAAUAAUCUAGACAUUGGUGAGGAAUGCAAUAUACAAGGAGAAUCAAGUAACCCUGCUACUACGUGUCAACAGGAUGAAACCAGUGAAGCACAAGAAAGCUCCACCAGUAACAAUGGUAACAUAGAACUUGGUGCAGAAAUUGAAAUGGAGAAUGGGGCAACAAAUACUCCACACCAGCAAAACAGGUAUAUUUCUGUUUUCACAAAUCCUCAUGCUUUUUGCCGCAGACCAGAUGUAGGCCCUAUGCUGCCCCAUACAAGAAGACUCAAGGCAAAUCCUGACCUUGAUGUGCUGACAGUUUACACCAAGGACUCCAAUGAAAUGGUGACGGUUUACAUGGGGCAAGGAUCUGUCCCUUACGGUUUAAAGAGAGGGUGA